Egretta garzetta (little egret) is the source of this 4583-nucleotide messenger RNA. RefSeq names its product acyl-CoA dehydrogenase family member 11 (gene ACAD11). Gene Ontology annotation, molecular function: flavin adenine dinucleotide binding; oxidoreductase activity, acting on the CH-CH group of donors. The transcript has 20 exons. The coding region runs from base 1 to 2352 and encodes 783 amino acids. The record is from RefSeq and is a predicted model, not a curated record. Gene Ontology annotation, cellular component: mitochondrion. Lineage: Eukaryota; Metazoa; Chordata; Aves; Pelecaniformes; Ardeidae.
AUGGCGGGCAGCGGCCCGUCCCUCGGGCGGCUGGCGGAGCCAAAGUUCGUGGUGGCGGCGAGGGUGACCUUCGGCACCGGCAGACCCUGCAGUUGGCCGUCUGCAGGCAGGCGAUGUGUUGGGCGGGCUUCCCGCUGUCCGCAGAAAAACGCCUCAGGCCAGUCAAAUCCAACCUUUUAUCUUCAGAAGGGUGGGCAGGCUUAUGUGCUCAGGAAGAAGCCCCAUGGCCCCCUUUUACCUAGAGCUCACGAGGUUGAUAGAGAGUAUCGUGUGCAGAAAGCCUUAUUUUCAGCUGGAUUUCCAGUGCCUGAGCCGCUCUUGUAUUGCAGUGACGUUUCUAUCAUUGGAACAGAAUUUUAUGUAAUGCAGCAUGUGCAGGGUCGCAUCUUCCGAGACCUCUCGCUGCCUGAAGUGGGCCCAGCAGAGCGUUCUGCUUUGUAUGUUGCAAUGAUAGAAACCUUGGCCCUGUUGCACUCCUUUGAUUUACAGUCACUGGGUCUCCAAGGAUAUGGUAGAGGACCAGGUUACUGCAGAAGACAGGUAUCAACGUGGAAAAGACAGUAUGAUGCAGCUGCUCAUACAGAUAUUCCUGCCAUGAACAAGCUGGCUGAAUGGUUAGCAAACAACUUGCCACCUGAUGAUAAUGAAGAAAGCCUGAUUCAUGGGGACUUUAGAAUAGAUAACAUCAUCUUCCACCCAACAGAGGCUCGUGUUUUGGCAGUGCUGGACUGGGAACUUUCAACUGCGGGUCACCCUUUAGCAGAUUUAGCAUAUGCCACACUAUUCUACUUUUGGCCUACAUCUAUUAAGGACUUGGGUCAAGGAACUGUCUUGGGUUUCAAAGACACCAUAGAAACUCCUUCAUUUGAAGAACUGAUUUCCAUUUACUGCCGCUGCCGGGGUAUUAGCACUACUUUAUCCAACUUUAAUUUUUUUCUUGCUUUGUCAUAUUUUAAAAUGGCAGCAAUAUCCGAGGGUGUAUAUGCUAGAUACCUCAUUGGAAAUGCUUCUGCAGAGAAUAGUCAUGAAUUUGCUAAGAUUGUGAAGCCUUUGGCAGAGAGAGGGCUAGAGCUCUCAGAAAGGUCAUCUUUUGGCAGCACACAUCAUAGCAUUUCUGGAGAGCUGUUCCAUCAAAGUAGGAAAGGCCAAGAAAUUCUGCUGAAAGUCAAGCAGUUCAUGAAGCAGCACAUAUAUCCAGCUGAGAAGGAAAUAAUAAAAUACUAUGCUGGACAAGGAAAUACUGAGGAAAAAUGGAAAAAACCACCAGUGCUUGAGAGACUGAAGGAAAUGGCCAAAGCAGAAGGUCUAUGGAACCUUUUUCUCCCAGAUGUCAGUGGUCUCAGCCAGCUUGACUAUGCACUAAUAGCUGAGGAGACGGGGAAAUGCUUCUUCGCUCCUGAGGUUUUCAACUGUCAUGCACCAGACACUGGAAACAUGGAGGUCCUGCACAUAUAUGGGACUGAAGAGCAAAAGAAAGAGUGGCUGGAGCCUCUCCUAGAAGGGAAGAUUAGUUCUUGCUUCUGCAUGACAGAACCUGAUGUGGCUUCAAGUGAUGCCACCAAUAUGCAAUGCAGCAUUGAGCGAGAUGGAAACAGUUAUGUCAUCAAUGGCAAGAAGUGGUGGAGCAGUGGUGCUGGGAACCCAAAUUGCAAAGUUGCAAUUGUAAUGGGCAAAACCAAAAACUCCUCAGCAUCCAGGUACGAGCAGCACAGUAUGAUCAUUGUUCCCAUGGACGCUCCAGGGCUGAAGCUGAUAAGACCCCUCUCAGUGUUUGGCUACCUGGAUGAGAUCCACGGAGGACAUUUUGAGAUACACUUUAAUGAUGUGCAAGUACCUGUCUCCAAUAUAAUACUAGGUGAGGGCAGGGGGUUUGAGAUAGCUCAAGGUCGGCUGGGGCCAGGCCGUAUUCAUCACUGCAUGAGGUCCCUUGGUGCAGCUGAAACCGCUUUACAGAUAAUGUGCCAGCGUGCAGCACAGAGAGAGGCUUUUGGGAAGAAACUCUAUCACCACGAAGUUGUUGCCCACUGGAUUGCUGAAUGCCGCCUCAGCAUAGAACAGGCUCGACUGCUUACACUAAAAACAGCCAGCAAGAUCGACAUGUUGGGCAAUAGAAAAGCAAGGAAAGAGGUAGCCAUGACCAAAGUGGUUGUCCCUCGAGCUGUGCUUAAAGUGAUUGACUGCGCAAUCCAAGUGUGUGGCGGAGCUGGAGUUUCCCAGGAUUUUCCUUUGGCUUCUAUGUUUGCCUAUAUAUGGACCUUGCGCCUGGCAGAUGGGCCCGAUGAAGUUCAUCUCUCAACAAUUGCAAGGUGGGAACUGCUUGAUCAGUCAAAGAAGCUAACGGCAAAAAUGUAACGCCAGCAUAAAGCCAUCCCAAAUGGAUGGAAGAUUUAGGAAAGCUUUUGUCCUGUGCAAUAGUGUUGCUUAAGGUAAAAUCGGAUGACUACAAGAACUUGAUUCUAGCUUGAAGCAAUACAUAUUCUCUCACUCUUUACUUGUAAUUAUUACAUCUACUAAUCAGAGGCUGGCUUUUAAAAAUGUGCAGAAUGCCAUGUAAAUACCAGGAUUUGUCUGGGUUCUUUAUUAACACUAAAUAAAACCUAUUUCCUAACAAGCCUAAAGUGCUUUAUUUGCUCUGAGCCAAAGCCCUCUUUAUCCUUUUAUUGUAGCCAAAGCAGUUUUGACUCAGCAGUUUCACCCAAUUUACUUUAUUACAAGCUAGGAUAAACUUUUAAUUAUUGAUUAAAUUACAACUAAACCCUCAGGGUAAUGCCUUUCUUUUCCCUUUCCAAGGCUCAGCCUCAGCCCAGCUCUCUCCUCCCCAGUUCCUGCUUUCAGCUGCACUCCUUUUUACCAGGGCUACACUCAGUCCUUCCCCUGCCUCCCCUCACACCAGGCCACAGUCAGGCUGCAGCCGCUUGUCUGCUAUUCCUUGCUGCUUACCUCUGCUUUGUUUUGGCAAACACAUCUCCUCAUGUUUUUCCUUCUAAGUGCCCCUUUUGUCUUCCCUUGCAUCUUCCCUUUUGUGUCUCCUUUUGUGCCUCCUCACAAGCCUACCCAGGUCCUGGCCCCUUUCUUAACUAUGCCUAAGUUUCAGUGGCACCUUCCCCUCUGAAGAGCUGAGGUUUUGGCUGGAACCCGCAGCGAGUGGCAGAGGGCAGCGCACAGCCUCUGCUGCUGCCAAAGCAGGCUCUGCCAUUUCUGCCCAAUGCACCUUUGUGAAGGUCUGAAGGGUCAGAGUUCCUCAGCUCUGCAUCUCCAACAAGCCUCUCCUUGGUCGUACAGUAACAGAACCAGGCAGGUCACAGCACACUGCACCACAGGUAGUUCUAUGUCCUGUAAAGGUAGGACAGUCACUUUUCAACUUCUACAGGGAUGAUUAACAAUUAACUCUGAAUACAAGUGCUUGCUUUUCUCAGGAACAAACCAACCAGCCUAGCACAGCAUUGGGGCAUGGAGAGAAGAAGCCCUGCUUGGCUCAGUCUUCAGGAUGGGGCCCCAGCCCGUUCCGCCCUGGAGCCUACAGCCGAGCGUUUUGCCCGCAGGGUGUCCCGCAAAGGCUGCUGAAGGCAGCCAGGGUGGUACAGUUUCAGAGUUCCUAGAACUGGAAGCUUUCCACAGAUCAGUUUCUUACCUCAUAUCAAUUCAUUAUACCUAAGAAAAGAUUAUAAUCCCGUUUGAGAAAACAAUAAUUAUCGAUCAUAUUUCCAUCUGUCUUGGCUUCCUCUUGAUUCCUGCCAAGAAUGGUUCCUAGGAAGUCGAGAGUGACAGUCAGUGGCUGAAGUGCAUUUCAGAUACACACCAGCCUGCCCUGCACCCCUCCCUGUGCUUUAGGAGGUCUGCUCCAGGCCGUCAAAACCUGUGCAACAUGUUUUUCCCAGCAAGAAUGCCCAGGAACCCCGUUUGGCCACACUCAAAUUAAGGUCUCUGGCUGCCCUUCCCCACACCUUCAAAGACCACCACCUUAUCUCAUUAACAAGGCUCUUAAUUCCCUUUAUUUUAAAAUUUUAUGUACAUAUGAAUGAUCUGUAUAAUGUACACUCAAUAUAGAAAGUUUUUAUAUACUGGAUAGCGUAUAGAACAUUUCACAAUUACACUAAUUUCUUACAUAACAUGUCAACUUUAAGGUUUUUUUUUGCUGAAGCUCUGUCAAUUUGGUCAAGCCAGUUAUACAUACGAAUGUCUAGUGCUGUUUGAUCUCAGGAAGAAGAUAAUGUUAAUGAUUAAGGACAUCAGUGAACUGGUGCAGGGACAAACCCUUUGCAAGUCACGUUCAAUGGGAGUGAUCACAUCAGACUGGGGAAAGAAGGGCUGCCCUUUUGUGGGGGAGGUGUCGGUGAGGUCAAAGUGAUUUUAGCCCAAUUCCUCGACUGUAGCUCAACUCCAGUCAUGCUAAUUCAUAAAAUAUAAAAACUAGGAAAGUUUGAUUCACAGUCUUGUAAACAAAUAUAAAGGAACAAAAUGUGCUUAUGUACAACAAGAAAAAAAAUUCUUGUGUACCCAUUUCAGCUGAUCCACAGAGUGCUUUCUUGUGUUACAGUGUGAUAGUUAGAAUCACUUUUUCCUAAAAAAAAAAAAAAAAAAAA